GGAUAGGAACACGGGGCGGGUCCUGCUGGGGCGGGGCGGGGUCUCACGUGGCCCCGGAUGCAGCCCCGCCCCCGCGGAACCGGAAGUGAGCAGGCGCUGGGAGCGGCGGGGCGCGGCGGGAGCCUGGCGGACCUGGCUGGCGCGGUGUUCACUGAUCAUCGCAGAUGCCCGCACAUUCCUCCUUGGAUUCCUUGGAUUCGGAUAGGCUGUGAGCUACCUCUCCCGGCAAAAAAAGAAAGAUGUGGAAAGCUUCUGCAGGCCACGCCGUGUCUAUCACCCAGGACGAUGGGGGAGCCGAUGACUGGGAGACUGAUCCUGAUUUUGUGAACGACGUGAGUGAAAAGGAACAGAGAUGGGGCGCCAAAACCGUGCAGGGAUCGGGGCACCAGGAACACAUCAACAUUCACAAGCUGCGAGAGAACGUCUUUCAAGAGCACCAGACACUCAAGGAGAAGGAGCUGGAAACGGGACCCAAGGCUUCCCACGGCUAUGGCGGGAAGUUCGGUGUGGAGCAGGAUAGGAUGGACAAAUCAGCCGUUGGCCACGAGUACCAGUCAAAACUUUCCAAGCAUUGCUCACAAGUGGACUCAGUCCGAGGCUUUGGAGGCAAGUUUGGUGUCCAGAUGGACAGGGUGGAUCAGUCUGCUGUAGGCUUCGAAUACCAGGGGAAGACGGAGAAGCACGCCUCCCAGAAAGACUACUCUAGUGGCUUUGGUGGCAAAUACGGUGUGCAAGCUGACCGUGUGGACAAGAGCGCUGUGGGCUUUGACUACCAGGGCAAGACGGAGAAGCAUGAGUCACAGAAAGAUUAUUCCAAAGGUUUUGGUGGCAAAUACGGAAUCGACAAGGACAAGGUGGACAAAAGUGCUGUGGGCUUUGAGUAUCAAGGCAAAACAGAGAAGCAUGAGUCCCAGAAAGACUAUGUGAAAGGGUUUGGAGGAAAAUUUGGUGUGCAGACAGACAGACAAGACAAGUGUGCCCUUGGCUGGGAUCAUCAGGAGAAGCCGCAGCUGCAUGAGUCCCAGAAAGACUAUAAGACUGGGUUCGGAGGCAAAUUUGGUGUUCAGUCCGAGAGGCAGGACUCCUCCGCUGUGGGGUUUGAUUACAAGGAGAGACUGGCCAAGCACGAGUCCCAGCAAGACUAUGCCAAAGGAUUCGGCGGGAAGUAUGGGGUACAGAAGGAUCGGAUGGACAAGAAUGCAUCCACCUUUGAAGACGUGGCCCAGGUGCCCUCUGCAUACCAGAAGACUGUCCCCAUUGAGGCUGUGACCAGCAAAACCAGUGAUAUCCGAGCUAAUUUUGAAAACCUGGCAAAGGAGAGAGAGCAGGAGGACAGGCGGAAGGCAGAAGCAGAGAGAGCUCAGCGGAUGGCCAAGGAAAGGCAGGAGCAGGAGGAGGCUCGGAGGAAGCUGGAAGAGCAAACCAGAGCCAAGAAGCAGACGCCCCCUGCCUCCCCCAGUCCUCAGCCAGCUGAGGACAGACCACCCUCCAGCCCCAUCUAUGAGGAUGCAGUGCCAUUCAAGGCAGAGCCGAGCUACGGAGGUCCUCUUGGCGGGAGUGAGCCUGAGCCUGUGUACAGCACCGAGACUGCAGGUGUCCCUGAGGCCAUCAGCCAGCAAAAUCUAGCCUACACCUCAGAACCUGUCUACGAGACCACAGAGGCCCCUGGACACUACCAAGCGGAGGAUGACACCUACGAUGGAUAUGAGAGUGACCUGGGCAUCACAGCCAUCGCCCUGUAUGACUACCAAGCUGCUGGCGAUGACGAGAUCUCCUUUGACCCUGAUGACAUCAUCACCAACAUAGAAAUGAUUGACGAUGGCUGGUGGCGUGGGGUGUGCAAGGGCAGGUACGGGCUCUUCCCGGCCAACUACGUGGAGCUGCGCCAGUAGGACGGCCGGCCACCCAGCGCCUACCAGCACCAGCACAGGCUUCACACUACAGCUCAUCUGCGUGUGUUUGAGUUGGUUUCUGUUUCCUUUUUUCUUCUGAAGGUGGGGAGGGGAAUAUACAUAUUGCCUUUAUAUUUAAUACUUCUGCUGAUGCUUCAGGGCAUGUCUUGCCACAGAAUUUGCUAAUAUCUGAUAAUCAUGUUCAUAGAGAACUUGGGGUGGUUACUUUGAGCCAUCCCAGGUGUUUUCUUUUCUGCCAAGUUGACUGUGGUAUGUAGCCACUUCAGGGUCUCUGCUUCUCCUGAGGUUGGUGGUAUAUGUGGCCUUGUGCCCCCCCCCCAACCCCCGUGGCAGUCGGGGUCCCCCAGGAUGGAGACUGCUCCUGGAGUGGCUGCCCAGUGAGGAGGCUCUCUGGGACUCAGUGUUUGGGAAAAAGGAAAGGGGACCAAGGGAAAGUGAGGUGGCGGUAGAGGGGAAUGCUGGAGUCCUGGAGCAUUGACACUACGUGGGAAGUUCCCUCUGUCAGGACUGACAACCUGAGCCGGGAUCCAAAGCUUUCUGUACUCUGCCUCCUCAUCUCAUCUCAUCUCUUUACCUCCCCUGAUACCCCAGUCCGGUUGAAGCUCUUUCCUGCCUUGCCUUCAAGUGUUCCCUUCUCCUGUUUGCAUCCAAGGCCCAUAGCACAAAGCAUGUCUUAGUGACGUGCUGGCAGCUAUCCCGGGCUUGGCCUGCAACAUGGGAGGGUGGGGUGGGUCCUGGACCCACUCCCAACCCCUGAGCAGCCUGGAAUGUGUUGUGUGUGGCCAGCCACCUGGCUGGUCAGGCAGAUUGAUACCUUAUCCCUGCAAGCUUCCAGAAGCAUGCUCCCUGCAGGGGAGCUGUGUUCUUUUUGCCAAAUAUCAUGUUCAUAGUCCAUUGAUUGAUUGAUUGAUUGAUGGGGCUGAAAACAGGACUGUGAGGGAGCUGAGGCUCCCACCUGGGUGCCUGGCACAGCCUCCUUGAGCAACUGUCCCUAAGGUGGUUUCCAGUCUUUGAGACACCAGGAGGCCGGGCCACACUGAGCACGCACAGUCAGACGGACAGCAUGUCCUUGUAGACGAGUCCCCAACUAUUGGGACACAUGAGGAUCAAUGCCCACCUUCUCCUAUGUGCUUUCCUGCAGAAUCCUUGCCUUUCCGUUGUUAGGUCAGGUUUUCUAUAUGAAUUAUCAUCGGGAAUUCUGUAGCACACCUCAUAGGUAUGGAUUUUUUUAAAUUAAAUAUUCAGAAUAAACUUUUUUUGAUCCA
Messenger RNA from Peromyscus maniculatus bairdii (prairie deer mouse), 3178 nucleotides. It is a transcript of the gene Cttn, whose product is annotated as cortactin. NCBI's taxonomy places the organism in Eukaryota, Metazoa, Chordata, Mammalia, Rodentia, Cricetidae. Gene Ontology annotation, biological process: cell migration; regulation of actin filament polymerization. The record is from RefSeq and is a predicted model, not a curated record. Gene Ontology annotation, cellular component: actin filament; cortical actin cytoskeleton; plasma membrane. Gene Ontology annotation, molecular function: actin filament binding.